UGAUCCCUUUCUCGCCCCGUAGUAGGCUACGUCAUGAGUGUAUUUGUUGACACGAAACACAUGGAAGCUCACUGAACAAAAUCAGACCAGGUCGGAAACUGAAAAAUGAUUGCAGUACAGAGAAUCCGCAUUUUCCACGGGGUCGUGAAUGUUGGCAGACUGAGAUGCAGAAGUCUGUCUGCUGCACGAUCUCUCACAAGUUGCCGCUCUCUGUACACAACGGCAUGGCUGGCCGCAUGCACUGCUCAACCACCAGAGAGGAACAUUAUCUUAAUGGGUCCACCGGGAGCGGGGAAGACGACUGUGGGCCGACUGCUUGCCCGAAGGCUGUGUAUGCCCGUCAUUGACAUUGACGAUGACGUCCUAGAGAAAGCAUGGCUCAUGCCUGUGGCAGAGAAACUCUCCCAGGUGGGUGGAAAGCGGUUCCUGGAGGAGGAGGGUGAGGCCGUGUGCAACUUCUCUGUCUCUGGGAGUGUGAUCUCACUGACUGGCUCCAACCCACUCCACACAGAGGCAAUGCAGCACCUGAAGAGGAAUGGGCUGAUGGUAUACCUGGAUGUGGACACAGACGACAUCAUCCAGAGGCUCACUAGAAUGAAAGUGAACAGAAUUGUGGGCCAGGAAGAUGGCACUUCCAUGAGGGACAUACUAAUGUACAGGAAACAGUUUUAUGAGAGGUGGUUGGACAGUAGGGUACUCUGUGGGAUAGGGGACACCAUAGCGGAAGUGGCUGAGAAAGUGCACAGAGCUUUGCACAGGUAUCAGGACUCGGAUUCAGAGACAUUCACCUCAACCAGGAGCAUUGUGUCAGGUGAGGGCAGAUCAGAGGUUGAACCCAAGUUCUUCAGUGACGUUGUUGUGGAGGGACUGGCUCCUGACGGGGGGCUUUACGUACCCAAGGGGCACUUUCCCAAACUGGAGCCCGGGCAAUGGCAGUGCCUGGCUAAGAUGGCUUACCCCGAUAGAGCCCGUGCCAUUCUGGAGCAGUGCAUCCACCCGUCAGACGUGUCCCCUCUGGAGCUCAAACGCAUGGUCCAGCGGGCCUACGGCGCCAACUUCUCCAGCGAGGCCAUCGCCCCAGUCAGACACCUUUUGCACAACCAGUACGUGCUGGAGCUCUUUCACGGCCCCACAGCGUCGUUCAAAGACCUGGCUCUGCAGCUCAUGCCCCAGCUGUUUGUCCACUGCCUACCCCAGAUGUGCAACUACCUCAUCUUGGUGGCCACAUCUGGCGACACCGGCAGCGCUGUGCUCAGUGGCUUCGGCAGUCUGGACGCCGUCGCCCGACAGAGGGUGGGCGUGUUGGUGUUCUUCCCAGAGCACGGCAUAAGUGAGAUCCAGAAGCUGCAAAUGACUGGCAUCAGAGAGGGUAACGCCAGGGCUGUCAGUGUCAUGAGGGACUUUGACUUCUGCCAGAGAGCCAUCAAGAGGAUGUUUGGGGAUGGCAGCAUGACGGGACACCUGGCUGUGGAGUACGCUACAGUCUUGAGCACGGCGAACUCCAUUAACUGGGCUCGGCUGCUGCCUCAGGUGGUAUACCAUGCCUCCGCUUACCUGGACCUGGUCCGGGACGGUGUGGUGGCAUUUGGGGACCCUGUUGAUGUUUGUAUUCCCACGGGGAACUUUGGCAAUGCCCAGUCAGCCCUUUACGCCAAACAAAUGGGCAUCCCCAUCAGGAAGGUCAUCUGCGCCUCCAAUCUCAACUGCGUUGUGGCAGAUUUCAUCAACACGGGCCGGUACGACCUCAGAGGCCGGAAACUCACGCUCUCCCAUUCACCGGCCAUCGACAUCCUGAAGUCUUCCAACCUGGAGAGGUUCAUCUAUCACAUCUCAGGUGGAGACAGUGGCCUGGUGAGAGACCUCUUCACCAGCCUGGAGAAACACCAGCACUUUGAGGUAUCUGCCGAGCUACGUCAGAAGAUAAAUCAAGAUGUCCGGGCAGGCUGGUGCUCUGAAGAGGAGUGCCUAGCCACCAUUCGAGAUGUGUAUUCCCAGACAGGCUACGUCAUGGACACGCAUACUGCUGUGGCUAAAGCGGUGGCCGACAGGCUUCAGGACCACUCCGUUCCCAUGGUCAUUUGCUCCACCGCUCAUUACGGCAAAUUUGCCCCAGCUGUGCUGACAGCCCUUCAGCAGGAGAGCAUCCCUGGAGAGCCCCUGGAGCAGCUGGACAGCCUCAGUUCAGCGGGGACCAUGCCACCGAUGCACAAUGCCCUGGUCCAGUGCCUGAGAGACAGCAGGAGCCAGCCUCACAGAGUGUGCCAGGCUGACUACCAUGUGCUGACAGAGGAAGUUGAGACCAUGAUACAAGAUUCAUUUCUGAAUGUUCAGUAAGCAUUUGGUAGAAUCUACCCACCAGAUGGCAGUAUGUGCCUAUCUCAAUUGAUUGUACAACUGGGAACAUGGGUUAUAAUUGACCAUUGAGUACUAUUAUGUAGAUUAUUAUUUAGGGCUGCUGAUAUAUUUAACAGCAUUACUUAAGUCAGUGAGUAUGAGCCACAUUUCAGUGUGGUAGAUAAAAAUAGAACCAUUUCUUACUUGCCUUGCAACGGACGCUCAGAGACCAUCCUCAGUGAUGAAGAAGUCGUGCUAAAAAAAGGUGGAAUUAGCUUUCAUAAAAAGUGAAAUUUUACUAAAAGUGCAUGUAUGCUAUUUAUAAAGCUUUAAUAGUCACCAGAAAAAAAAACUGCCCAGAACCAGCAGCUACCUCACUAUGGAAGUCAAACCUUGUCCUUGUUGAAGGCUUUAAAAAUGAAUCACUAGAUGGCAGUAGUGUACUACCAGAGGACCCAUGCCUGCUUCAAUCGUUCAGGGGUGCGUUUCUCUAAAGCGUCCUUGUCUAACCACCGUCGCAGUCUUCAACGAUCAAUCGCAAACAUGAUGUCAAAGUUGGGUGGUUUGAACUAUUGCUCGGGACCAGUCGUUUGAAGGGUCGUUCGUGGAUAUUUGCUGGCAACGUUUUAAUUGCGUAAGUUUGACAAGUGGCCUACCGUACCUACCUGAACACCCACCAACUGAGAAAUUCUCUUAUCAUAAAAUGAAUACUCAUUCGUCUUGUGAGGCAUUAAAAUAACUACAAACAGCUUAUCUGUGAGAAAUAACAUUGGGAGAUGUAGAGCCUACCAAAAGGGGAACACCAGGAUUUUAAUUGUUUGUUUUGAGAUAAAAAAGUAAGUCAGCCAAUAACCUGUCACUGGAUCUCCUUACCACGGAGCCACUGACCUGGGCAUGUGCAGGUAGCUGAUAGUAAUUACAGCCUGUCACAGCCUAAGUUAGUUAUUCAUUCUCAACAAUUAUUAAGUAUGAAGCUGCUCUAAUAAAGGUGUACGACUAAUUCUUACCCGCUAAAUGGUGCAUUACGUCAUUCAUAACGUUGUUGAUACUAUGCUGGUAUGACGACUGGAAUGGAGAUCUGCGACGUAGGCUAGCUACUACAGUUUCGAGAAGCAAGUGUGUAGUGGUGUGUAGGUCGGUAUAUCAGCCAAAGAUGCGUCAAUACCCCCGUGGUUCAUCAAGUCGUUAUUGGAGAAACACACCCCAGCCCGGUUUCACAGCACAAGGGCUGAUGAUGUAGCCCAGUUACGUUGACAUCAAUGGAAGUGUAUCUUAUGGUUUGUUACUGUAAAUUGCAUGCUUCACAAAUGAUCAAACUGUGAAUCACAUAACUGACUGAAAGCAGACACAUAAUGUCUAGGUUGUCUGUUCAUGUUUAUUGUCAUAUGUCUGUUUAUUAACCAUGCACUUAUGUGAUUUUCAUGUACUUAUAAUUUAAUUUCAUACAGCACAUUGGUCUAGUUGAUAACUGCAACUCUCCCAAGACACAUCAGUGGAUGUCUACCCACAAUAGUCAGAAUAAUAAUUUCUAAAGCUGAUCCAAGUUAACAAACUAUGGUAUUAGGCUACUAUCAACAUGUUUGUGGAUUAAUAAUCCACACAAGAAAGUAGCACCAAACAUGAUACAAUCAUUUAGAAAGUGGGUGAUCAUAAGUGAUAUCAUGGAAUCAAAAACACUGGUUUAGGAUGAUAAAAUAACCUUUAUUUUGACAUUUUCCUCCAUGCCACUUCCUCUUGUUUUAAACAUCUAAAGGUUUCUUUGACCAAAUAAAAGUCCCUUUGUUACUUGGAAUUAAACUGAUACCCCUCCAUCACUGGUAAUGGUCCCAUGGAUUUGUUUUUCAUCAUCCAGCAUAGUAAAGUUCAUAACAAACAUGGCUGAUUGAAUUGCCCCCAUCAGAUACCCACGAAACAGGAGAACAAAAGAUUAUAAUGUCCAAAAUGCUUUAUGUACAGAUAACACUCAAGUAUUAAGAGACUAAAAUGAUAUUGGAGUCACAUUUAUACAUCAAGCCAGGACGAGACUCUGCGCUCUCACCACAAUACUACCGUAAAUGAUGUGUCAAUCUGUGAGGGACAUUCAAGCGGUCAAAUAAUACUAUGCAGGAAUGCUACUAUUCCUUAGAAAAUAGUUUUCUGAUUGCAGAUGAUCUGCCAACAUGCACAAUGACUGCAACGGCAUUCAGAGAGAUCUGUAAAUGAAAGGGGAAAACAAAAGAACGUGUGCCUCAAAAACUUUCACACAAUGGAAAAGUUACAAUAGCAAACUCUUUGUACAUCAUACAGUGCUGUGUAAAAGUUUCAGAUGGAUCAGUGGUAUAUGUGGUUCUGAGAGAGUGUUCAGACUUUGGCCAGUAAUGUGUAAAGAAUACAGAACCUAAACAGGUGUAUAUGUAACUAUAAGUGCCUAUGCCUUGUGGAUCCCAUACAUCACUUUUGUAGCAUCUGAAUGCAUGUUUAUAAUAAUAAAGAUCAUCCAUGUAAAUGUA
Clupea harengus (Atlantic herring) is the source of this 4823-nucleotide messenger RNA. It is a transcript of the gene thnsl1, whose product is annotated as threonine synthase like 1. NCBI's taxonomy places the organism in Eukaryota, Metazoa, Chordata, Actinopteri, Clupeiformes, Clupeidae. Gene Ontology annotation, cellular component: cytoplasm. The record is from RefSeq and is a predicted model, not a curated record.